Messenger RNA from Chelonus insularis, 1080 nucleotides. Its product is annotated as ATP-dependent DNA helicase pfh1-like. Lineage: Eukaryota; Metazoa; Arthropoda; Insecta; Hymenoptera; Braconidae. The record is from RefSeq and is a predicted model, not a curated record. Bases 1 to 1080 code for a protein of 359 amino acids. The transcript has 2 exons.
AUGCGACAAAAAAAUGACCUCGAAUACAGUGAGUUACUUUCUCGAUUACGAGGUGGUGCACUAACUGGUAGGGAUGUUAAAUCGUUGGAAGAGCAAAAAGUAGUUAUUAAAUCCGAAUCUAGGUAUGAUGAUAGAUUAAAUGAGAUAUGUGCGGAUAUUAACAAAUUGCCUGAUGGCAGUGUAAGCUUGUUACGAACAUGCAAUCAAUGCAAUAUUUUAAAUUCCAUAAUGUUAGAAAAAAUUCCAUCGUCAGAAAUAUCUCUGGUGGCAAAUGAUACAAUAGAUUGUCCAAAAAAGUUUCAAAAAAAAGCAUCUACAGUAUCAAAAAAAUUAAAUAAUGAUGACACACGUACUGCAGGAUUAGCCAAACUUAUUGUAAUCAAAAUUGGAGCGAAAAUAAUGAUUGGACGAAACAUUGAUGUAACGUUAGGACUUGUCAAUGGAGCAAUAGGUACAAUUAUAUCGGUAUCGAAAUCGACGGACGCUUGUGAAGAUGUAAAUUCGAUUACUGUUAAAUUUAAUAACGAAAAAGAGUAUACUCUAGAGCGAGUUAGUGCAAAAUUUCAAAUAAUGAAUGACGCUUACGUAAUUCAAAAACAAUUUCCAAUAUGCUUGAGUUAUGGUAUAACUGUUCAUAAAAGUCAAGGAUUAAGUUUAAAAAAUGCGAUCAUUGAUGCAGGUAACCGAGUAUUUUGUGCUGGGCAAACUUACGUUGCACUAUCUCGUGUUACAUCAUUAGAAGGUGUUCAUUUAAUAAAUUUUGACCCUUCUCAAAUAAAAGCAAGUAGACUUGCAAUUGAAGAAUAUAAUCGCUUAAGGAAAAUGUAUCGACCUGAUUUACAACAGAUAGAAAUUAAUGAAAAACGUCGAAUGAAAAUAUUAGAUCUGCAAUGGGCAUUAGAAGAAUUUGAUUUAGAUGACAGUAAUAAUGAAAGUAACUUGCAGAAUAUCAACUGCAAUAUUAUUUCAAUUUGUGGUUUCAAAAACUAUGAAGGUAAUGAAUUUAGUAAUAACGUAGAAGAAUUAGAUCCUUUGUCAUUUUUCCAUGCGUUAUGUCACAAGUAUGAUUAUAUCAAAUAA